AUGCGCAGGAACGGACGGCAGGAUCGUCCUUUCUCUGUGACUCUGCGUUGUGGUUCCCGGCUCCUUCCUGCUGCUCGAAUUGUUUGGUUCGGAUCCUGUUGGGCCGGGAUCAACGUUCCUGCAGCUCAGUGCCCACUUCACUCCAGCUGCACUUUUCAAAAUUCGUCGCCGUCGUUUGGACCGUCGAACCGUCGUAUAUUCGAUAUCGUCGAUAUCUCUUCCAGUCGUCGUCUCUUCUUGAUGCUGCUUCGUCGUUCAAGCUAUCCCAACGUCUGUUCACUCAUCCGCCGGUCUUUCGUGUCCUUCUCCACAAGAAACAGAAAGAACAGCCAACUGUACCAAUGUCGUCGUCGUUGCUCAAACGCUCUCCCGCUGUGGCACGAACAGUAG
Colletotrichum costaricense is the source of this 390-nucleotide messenger RNA. RefSeq lists its product as uncharacterized. The record is from RefSeq and is a predicted model, not a curated record. Bases 1 to 390 code for a protein of 129 amino acids. The transcript has a single exon. NCBI's taxonomy places the organism in Eukaryota, Fungi, Ascomycota, Sordariomycetes, Glomerellales, Glomerellaceae.